AUGGCCCCCAUCAUCCUCCUCGCCCUCCUCGCCAUUCUGCCCCUAACAAACCCCUGCCCAACCCCCUUCCCGCUCCCCUCCCCCCUAUCCAACACAACCUCCCCCCUCCACCCCCGCUCCUACGGCCUCCCCGCCCCCCACCCAAACAACCCGCACCCGGGCCCUUGGCCCACCACAACCCCCGGCACGCAACCCCUCCGCUACUGCUACGCCACAACCACCGACUACGACUCCCUCAACGCCAUCGUGUUCGCCGCCAUAAACCUCUGGAAACCGGCCCUGAAACCCAACUCCGCCCUGGAGAUUGUGCCGGAUAAUGGGGAUCCUGAAGGAUGUAUUUGUGGCGCGGAGGGAGUCACUGGGGAUGCGUUGAAUUUGAGGGAUUAUUCCGGGGAGAGGGUGACGGUUGCUAGUGUUGGAUGGGAUCCCACCGUCAAAGGCCUAGAGAGCCACAGCUGGCACGAGCUGCGGUUCGCGAGGGUGGAUACGCCGGUGGAUGGGCAGGGGAAGGCGGGAAAGGUUGGGGAGAGGGAUGUUGUGAGGAUGGCGCAUGAGAUUGGUGGGUAUCAAUUCGCCUUCCUGGGACGAUUGAGGAGUACUGAUCUUGGGUGUGUAGGUCAUGCCCUCGGUUUUGAGCACGAACAUCAGCGUCCAGAUGCGGCGAAGUUCAUUGAGUUUGAUUGUAAGGUGUUGAUGGGGUAUGCGCAGAUGAAGAGUAACAUCGCCGCUGGCACAGCCAAUGGAUUCCAGAGUGGCGACACGAUCGAGAGAGCCUGCACCGACCUCCCCACGGCCCUCCGCCUCGGCUGGUCCGAAGUCACCCAACGCCUCCCGAUAAUCCAACCCCCCAACACCCUCGGCGCCUACGUCCCGUCCGCGGCCAUCGACCUCUCCUCGAUCAUGAUGUAUGGCAGUUUCGACUCGCACAUGGCGGGCGUGGAUCCGAACAAGUUCGACGACAAAGGCGCCGGGGCGGUGUUGAAGGCGUUCACGGAGAAGAAGUCGAAGAUUCCGGGGAAGAAGGCGAAGCGCGAGUAUUCGAGGGUGAGUAUGGGGGGCAAGUGGCCGCCGAGGUAUGUCUCGAGUGUGAGUGAGGGGGAUGUGACGUGGGUGAAGGCGAUGUAUCCGAAGACUUGA
Molecule: messenger RNA, 1137 nt
Organism: Zasmidium cellare ATCC 36951
Lineage: Eukaryota; Fungi; Ascomycota; Dothideomycetes; Mycosphaerellales; Mycosphaerellaceae
Exons: 4
Coding region: 1-1137 (378 amino acids)
Molecular function (GO): metallopeptidase activity
Source: RefSeq, a predicted model, not a curated record